Porites evermanni is the source of this 1564-nucleotide messenger RNA. The record is from the annotation of a GenBank genome assembly. Lineage: Eukaryota; Metazoa; Cnidaria; Anthozoa; Scleractinia; Poritidae.
AAAUACUGCAUUUACAAAAAGAACCAGCAGUGUCCUUUUGAAAUGAAAAGGGGCUUUGUCUAUUGGGAUGAUUUAGAUGGCGAGAAGAACUCCAAUGAUAAAGAUGGGACGCUUCCAAAUGGCACAUACGGCCGCAACACAAGAAUUGAGUUUUGUUGUAGAACAGACGGAAACAAAGAUAAUCCUAUCCUCCUACCGUCUGAGAGACCAUUUUUUCUUCUUGCGUACGAGUCGCACAAGUGUCAGAUGGUAAAGUGGGCGACAGCGAGCCCUGAGUGGAUAUAUUACGAUACAGAGGAAGAACGAAACGCAGAUGACCGCGGCGGGGCAUUUCCCUACCACGCUGGUGUAAAGCAUCCAACUAUAUAUUACUGUUAUUAUCAGGGUAAGUUAAUCGUUGACGGAGGGGGAAGGGGGGGUUUACUCCCCUAUAUGAGGUCCAUAGGUAUGGCCGCCCGAUAGUGUAUGGUUUCUGAGGGUCUCCAUCCUAAGAUAGGGUAUAAUUUUUGCCCUUUUUGGCGCUGUGUUCUCGUAUGAUCUUUAGACAGGGUACCGUUAUUAUAUCAGCUAAAAGAGAGUAAAUGCCUUGGUGCACGACGAAUAAAUCAUCUGUGAAAACUAAACUUUACGUUAGAGUAUUAGGAAAGUGAUUUAUGGAAGAUUUGCAUGUUACCAUUAUUUAUUUAGUUUUUGUCUUUCCCUUGAUUUGCGUCUUAUUUUCCAGGUUUGGGUCUCACAUAGGGUAUCAGUUAUCGUUUGUCUUAUGAUUAAAUAAGGGUCAGGGUUUAAGACCCUGGGCGGUACACACCUGUUCGAAAUUUAUGGGAACACCCCUGGUGUAAAUCUCGUUUCUACUACUAAUAAACCUCAAAUCGUAAAUAUGUCAUUACCGAUAACCCUCGCGGCUUUUCAGGGAAUUUACAACAAUGGUUGGGGCACGUUUGCCAAACUGUUUGUGUAGAAGUUUACAGUCAAUGAAGGAAUGAGUUAUGAAUGCCCCUUACUCGCUACGAGUGUAAAAUUUGGAUACAUCACCGGGGACUACGACCCCUGCUUCUUACUGAGAAACAGCGACAACAAUGUGUGAUUGGAAAACCGUCAUUACCGAUGAUAUUUAUCUUAAAUAUAACAUUUUGCACUUGACGCGUGUGCGUGGGUAGCCUGUGCAUGUUAAGCGUACAUUUAUCUUUCAGGUUGUAACAAGACUCUUACUGGAUUGAACGGCACUUUUCUCUCACCAAACUAUCCAAACAAAUACCCGGAUGGACAAUACUGCUCCUGGAGGAUCACAGUCAGCCCAGCCCAACAAAUCCACUUAACUUUCACAGACUUCAAUCUGCAAAACGAAAAUAACACGGACGUUUUAUAUGUGUUUGAUGGAGAAAAUUCCACAGGGGAGGUGCUGGGAGUAUUUUACGGAAGUUACUCUCCCCCAAAAGAAGGAACAAACUCUUCUUCAAACCACAUGUUCAUAAUAUUCAAGUCAGACAAUAAUGGCUCCUACACCGGCUUCAAUGCCUCUUACAGUGCUGUCAAUUAUUCAGGUAAUGAUCAUGUACCUCUU